AACAUGGCCUAACUGAAAUUUCCCCUUUUCUCUCAAAUUCAAAUCCCUAAUUUUGAGCUCAGGUCAUAUGUCGAUUCCGUCGUCAAUCACGCCGCCGGUGACCGCCGUCGACGGAGGAUCCAUCUUCACGGCGCAAAUGCCGCCGGCUCCGUCGGCGGCGGCGGCGUACGCUUCGCCGUCGUCGUCGAUUAUUAUUGUUAUCAUAAUCAUCGCUUCCGCAGUCAUCGUCUCCGCCUCGAUUUAUCUCCUGAUACGGUUCCUCUCGCGGCGGCUCCGCGGCUUCUCCGCCUCCGCGGCGGCGGACGACGUCAUCCUCCGCGGCGGCGAGACGUACGAUCUGCAGAAUAGGUGCGAAUCGGAGCUUCUCGACGCGCUGCCGCUCUUCACAUUCCGCUCCGUCACCGGAAACCUCAACGGAGGCGACUGCGCCGUCUGCCUCUCCAAGUUCGAGCCGCACGAUCAGCUCCGGCUGCUGCCGCUCUGCUGCCACGCCUUCCACGCCGCCUGUAUCGACACGUGGAUCGCCGCCAAUCAGACAUGUCCGCUCUGCCGCUCCGCCGUCUUCCCCGCCGAUUCCGACGCGCUGGACAAAAUCCUCGCCGCCGAUAACCGCGGCAGCGCUGGCGGAGGAGGUGGAGGCGCCAACAACAACAGAAACAGCGGAAGCUUCCGGAUUGAGAUCGGAAGUAUCAGCCGCCGCCGAGGCGGCGGCGCCGGUGGUGAGGCGGCGGAAGGAGAGCGGCGCUCGUACUCCGUCGGCUCUUUCGACUACAUUUUAGACGACAGCGGCUACGAAGUUCCAGUAGGAUCGAUAACCGCUCAUCGGAGAGAGAUCUCCGAUUCGACGGACAAGGAAUCGUCGAUCGGAAUUCCGAUUCCGGAGCCGCCGGGGGAGUUUCUGGCGUCGGAGGUUUCCGGCGGCCGGAAUUGGCUGAGAGAUUACGUAGAUAGGCUAGCGUCGGUCUCCAUUUCUUCACGAGCAAUGUCGUUCCGGAGCUCGGGGAGGUUCUUCUCCGGUAGCAGCCGCCGGACUGAACCCGCCGCCGACGACGUGGAGGCCAACCGCGCCGGAGAAGAAAUCAGCGAGUUGUUCCGGUGGCUUUCCGGAAUUUGACCUGUAAAUUCUGUCUAUUUCCAGGGGUAAAUCGGUAAUUUCAGACCACAAUUUUUUUCCUUC
Andrographis paniculata is the source of this 1177-nucleotide messenger RNA. RefSeq names its product E3 ubiquitin-protein ligase ATL4. Lineage: Eukaryota; Viridiplantae; Streptophyta; Magnoliopsida; Lamiales; Acanthaceae. The record is from RefSeq and is a predicted model, not a curated record. The transcript has a single exon. Bases 68 to 1114 code for a protein of 348 amino acids.